UCCGCCACGGAAACAUGCGACGUUAUAGGUUCACUUGUGCCUUCGCAGACACCUUCAGGGAGUUCACAUGUUAACGCGCGUCCACGAGGAGGAGGAGGAGGUCAUGUUUAGACGCAGACGAGUGGCAGAGCUUGGAGUUUGGAUGUGUGUUUCCUAGUCCCGAUGUAAGAAGACAUAAUUCAAGAAGCGGGAGGGAAAGCAGCCACAAACGGAGCGCCGCGAAUGUAGUCUUUAAAGCGGAAAAGCGAAACACUGUAGUACCAGUCAGUGUCUUCCUGCGGUCAUCCUCGUGUGUGUGUGUGUGUUUCUGUUACUCGCCGUGUGUGUGUGUCUGUGUGGCUAAAGUAAAGGGAGGAUGCAGGUGAAGAAGCACCGGGAUUCGGACCGGAGCAGCGGGGGGGACAUGCUGGAGGGAGACGGCGGCCUCCGCAAAAAGUCCUCCUGCUUCUCGAAUAUCAAGAUAUUCUUGAUAUCGGAAUGCGCCCUCAUGUUGGCACAGGGGACCGUCGGAGCAUACCUGGUGAGCGUGCUGACCACCCUGGAGCGGCGGUUCAACCUGCAGAGCGCCGACGUGGGAGUGAUAGCCAGCAGCUUCGAGAUCGGCAAUCUGGCCCUCAUCCUGUUCGUCAGCUACUUCGGGGCCAAAGCACACCGGCCGCGUCUGAUCGGCUGCGGUGGGAUCGUCAUGGCGCUCGGGGCUCUUCUCUCGGCGCUGCCCGAGUUUCUCACCAAGCAGUACGAGAUCGGGGAGACGUGGAGGACUGACGUGGGUCGGGAUAUUUGCUCGAACACCAGCAGCAAGGACGCUCAGUCGGGCGAGGAUGCUGUGUGCGCCAAAAAGGCCAACACUAACAUGAUGUACCUGUUGCUCAUCGGGGCGCAGGUCCUGCUGGGGAUCGGAGCCACGCCGGUGCAGCCCUUGGGUGUUUCCUACAUCGAUGAUCAUGUGAAGAAGAAAGACUCUUCUCUUUACAUAGGUAUCCUCUUUUCCACUCUGGUGUUUGGGCCUGCGUGUGGCUUCAUCCUUGGCUCCGUCUGCACAAAGUUCUAUGUGGAUGCCAUCUUCAUUGACACAAGUAAGCUGAACAUCACUCCAGACGACCCGCGUUGGAUCGGGGCCUGGUGGGCGGGCUUCCUCCUGUGUGGUGCCUUACUCUUUUGCUCCUCCAUCCUGAUGUUCGGCUUCCCUCAGUCGCUGCCGAACAAGGAGAGGGAGGAAGGGACUGAGAGCGAGCAGGUUAUGCUCCCUCCAUCUAUGAACUCAGAGUAUGAGACUCCUAAAUCCAGCAACGGGCUCGUAGGCAACCACGAGCCUGCCAACAGCCCCACCUGCUGUCAGCAACUCAGGGUGAUCCCCAAGGUGACCAAGCACCUCCUGUCCAACCCCGUGUUCACCUGCAUCAUCCUGGCCGCCUGUAUGGAGAUCGCCGUGGUCGCCGGUUUUGCAGCUUUUCUGGGGAAAUACCUCGAGCAGCAGUUCAACCUCACCACCACCUCAGCAAACCAGCUGCUAGGUAUGACGGCUAUUCCAUGUGCAUGUCUGGGGAUUUUCAUGGGCGGUCUGCUGGUGAAGAAGCUGAACCUGUCGGCACUCGGAGCCAUCCGCAUGGCCAUGCUGGUCAACCUGAUCUCCACUGCGUGCUAUGUCUCCUUCUUGUUCCUGGGCUGUGACACGGGUCCUGUUGCCGGGGUGACCGUCACAUACCCCAACAGGACUCUGCAGGUGGGCGAGAAACCAGAAGCCCAGUGCAUCAGUACCUGCAACUGCUUCACCUCCUCCAUCAGCCCGGUGUGCGGCUCAAACGGGGUCACUUACCUGUCCCCCUGCUUCGCCGGCUGCUCCCGAACAGUAAGCUCUCCGACCGCGUCGAAAAUGUCUCAGAAUCUGACAGGGUGUGCCUGUGUUUCCUCUGAGAGUGAAUCUGCCACAGCGGUGCCAGGGAAAUGUCCGACGCCGGGCUGCCAGGAGUCGUUCCUCAUCUUCCUGUGUGUGAUCUGUGCCUGUAGCCUGGUCGGAGCCAUGGCCCAGACUCCCUCCGUUAUCAUCCUGAUCAGGACUGUGAGCCCUGAACUGAAAUCCUACGCACUUGGAGUGUUGUUUCUGUUGCUGCGACUCCUGGGCUUCAUCCCGCCCCCUCUGAUCUUCGGCGCCGGCAUCGACUCCACCUGUCUCUUCUGGAGCUCGGACUGCGGCGACAAGGGCGCCUGUCUGCUCUACGACAACGUGGCCUACAGGCACCUGUACGUGAGCCUCGCCAUCAUCCUCAAGGGCGUGGCCUUCCUCCUCUACACCACCACGUGGUACUGCUUACACAGGAACUACAAGAAGUACAUCAAGAGCCACGAGGGUCACAUGACACGCACGGAGUUUUACCCGUCGCUCACGGACGGCCCCAAACAAGUGGACAGGACAAAGUUUAUAUACAACCUGGAGGACCACGAGUUCUGUGAAAAUAUGGAGUCAGUUUUGUAGUUCUUUACACAGAAGACGGACAAAGUGGACAUUAUUCUCUCUCAAGGGAAUAUUUGAUGAUGUCAUUGUUCUUCUCUUGAAAGGAAGAUUUAUAUAUCUAGCUAUAGAUAGAUAGAUAAAUAUAUAAAUCUAUCUAUAUAUAUAUAUAUGAAGGCAAUCUAUCUAUUUAACACUUUGUUCAGGUAAACUUUGAAAAGGGUCCAUUAAGUCGUUUACGUACCAGUGAGGUGUCGGCUGUUGAACUCCAGGA
This is a messenger RNA of Labrus mixtus (cuckoo wrasse), 2723 nucleotides long. It is a transcript of the gene slco3a1a, whose product is annotated as solute carrier organic anion transporter family member 3A1a. The transcript has 10 exons. Gene Ontology annotation, cellular component: membrane. Gene Ontology annotation, biological process: prostaglandin transport; sodium-independent organic anion transport; transmembrane transport. The record is from RefSeq and is a predicted model, not a curated record. Gene Ontology annotation, molecular function: protein binding. Lineage: Eukaryota; Metazoa; Chordata; Actinopteri; Labriformes; Labridae. The coding region runs from base 356 to 2473 and encodes 705 amino acids.